GGAAUUGUCUCCACACUUGACCUCCGUCAUCUUUUAUCUUCCGUGACACUUCGGAGGCCAAGACUCCCUCCUCUCCACUCCUCCGCCGCCGGGCCCACCCGGCAAUUCCAUUCGAUCCCAGUCCGGGCCCGUAUCUCUCAAUCGCCGAGGCGCAUCGGAAGACUAACAUUACGAAGAAGCUUCAGCUGAACCCCCCGUUCUGGAUCGGUAAUCAUCGUUAGGCAUAGCCCCAUAGUCCAUCCCACCACCAGUCCACCACUGGGACGACUCCCCCUUUCAUUGCGGCAUCCUGCCUUAUCCCCCGGCUUCCCGAAAACAAGUUCCGAGCAUGGAUACGAUAGAGGCUCGACCCCAACCGGCCUCGGCCCCACGGGCUCCCCGCAUCACCAACGCCUGUGAGGCAUGUAGGGCCGCUAAGGUCAAAUGCCAGGCAAGCACCCAGUUGGGAAUCUGCAAGAGAUGUCUUGAUUCCAAACGGGAGUGUAUUUUCAAGACUGGCCCACGAACCCGACGGCCAAGACAGCCAAAAAGGUAACAUCCUUUUUUUUUGCUUUACUUGGUCAUCCAUCUUAUUCCUUGGCCUCGUUUGUCUCGUUUAUCUCCCCUCCCCCCUUAACCCCCAAAUAAUAAAUAACCCCCUCCUCACAACCAAAAAGACCCAACCCCAAAAC
This is a messenger RNA of Chaetomium fimeti, 671 nucleotides long. RefSeq lists its product as uncharacterized. The record is from RefSeq and is a predicted model, not a curated record. Lineage: Eukaryota; Fungi; Ascomycota; Sordariomycetes; Sordariales; Chaetomiaceae. Gene Ontology annotation, biological process: regulation of DNA-templated transcription. Gene Ontology annotation, molecular function: DNA-binding transcription factor activity, RNA polymerase II-specific; zinc ion binding. Bases 329 to 535 code for a protein of 68 amino acids. The transcript has 3 exons.